This is a messenger RNA of Nylanderia fulva, 2979 nucleotides long. RefSeq names its product zinc finger MYM-type protein 1-like. Gene Ontology annotation, molecular function: protein dimerization activity. The record is from RefSeq and is a predicted model, not a curated record. Lineage: Eukaryota; Metazoa; Arthropoda; Insecta; Hymenoptera; Formicidae.
AUAGUAUAAAUUCCAAUAAAAAUAUAUACAUUAAUUAUAAUAAGAGCAUUCUCUCUCAUCAAUUUGCCUCUCUCUCUCUCUAAUCAAUAAUAUAUAUAAAGUCUCCAGCAGAGUCUAUAUUACUGAUUACUGGGAAAGCGAUUAUGUUUUGUUUAAUGCAGUGAUGCCGAGAAUUCCCCGACAGCGGAGAUGCCAAAUUGUAACAGCAAACAGCAGAACAGCAUGCUUGGCGUAUGUGCUAAUCUGCUCCACGACAUACAUAAAAGCGCGAGCUUCUGCUGUUUGCGUCUGCAAUUUGACAUUUCUAUCGGGCGAGAUAUUAUAUUUAUACAGUGGAAGCAAAAAGUAGUGAAUAGUGAAUAUCGAUACAACAUAAAGCAAAAAAUGGCAGAUAGAAAAACCAAGAGACAAUCUGGAGCGUUUUACAAAAAGAAGCGAGCAAAAAAAGCAAACGAACAGCAGCAAUUAAAAGGAGCUCUAGAAAAAUUUCUUGAAUCUGAUCAAGAAAAUUCUUCAUCAGUUUUAUUAUUUGAAAAUCCCGAAAAUGUUCCAAUAACAGCUGAUGUUGAUUUUCCUGUUCCUCAAACUGAAAACACAGUACCAGAUACGGAUGUCGAUGGAAAAAUGGAUACUGACGUAGAAGCAUCUUCAGAAAAGGAUGAAAUUCAAGAUCAAGUAAAAUACGAAGUUCUUGGAAAUGAAGAUGAUUCCAUAUCUAUGUUAGAUUUAAAUGACCCAGGUACUUGGCCUAAUAUCAUACCAAACAAAUGUAUCGAAACAUUAGUAGAAAUAGGGCCUGUUCAUAUAGAUAAUAAUUAUAAAUUUCCUGUAGAUGAAAAAACUGGUAGAAAGUUUAAUAUUUUAUAUUUUAACAAAAUUAUGGAAAACGGAGAAAAAGUUAAAAGAAAUUGGCUUGUUUAUUCUAUAAAAUUAAACCGUGUUUUCUGUUUUCCUUGUAAGUUAUUUAGCAGAGAAAACAUAAAAAUAAUUAAUGAUGGAUAUUCUGAUUGGCGGCAUUGUUCUGAAUAUUUCAAUAAACAUGAAACUAGUAUUCAACAUAUUCAAUGUGUAAAGAAGUGGUGUGAAUUAAAAUUACGACUAGAUAAAAAAUGCACAAUUGACAAGGUAGAAAAAAAUUUAUUUGACAUUGAAAAGGAGCGCUGGAGAGCUAUAAUUAAAAGAAUGAUUGCAAUUGUACAAUUUUUAGCUGGUCAAUGUCUGGCUUUUAGAGGAACAAAUUCGCAAGUAUACGAACGAAAUAAUGGUAAUUUUUUAAAGGCUGUUGAGAUGAUUGCUAAAUUCGAUUCUGUUAUGUUAGAUCACUUAAAUAAUGUUAAAAAGUCAAAAGAACUUAAAACUCAUAUGCCACAUUACUUAGGAAAUCAUUUCCAAAACGAAAUAAUACACUUAUUAGCUGGAGGUAUUAAAAAAGAAAUAAUGCGGAUUGUGCAAUCUUCUAAAUAUUUUUCUAUUAUACUUGACUGUACACCAGAUGUUAGCCAUACCGAACAAAUUACAUUUAUUGUAAGGUGUGUAAAUAUAAAUAUGUCAAAUAAAGAAGUUGACAUACACGAGUUUUUUUUGGAUUUUUAUCCUGUCACAGAUACUACUGGUGAAGGAUUGUAUAACUUCCUAUUAGAAAAAUUAUCAAAUUAUGAGUUAGAUGUUCAAAAUAUUAGAGGACAAGGUUACGACAACGGAUCCAAUAUGAGAGGUAAAAAUAUUGGCCUUCAAAAGCGCAUCUUAGACAUCAAUCCAAGAGCACUCUUUGUUCCUUGUAAUGCUCAUACUUUGAAUUUGGUCGUAAGUGAUGCAGCAAAUAGUAGCGGGGAAAUAUUUGAUUUUUUUGAAAUUAUUCAGGAAGUAUAUAACUUUUUUUCUGCUUCCACAUAUCGAUGGGAUCUUUUAAAGAAACACAUUACAAAUUUAACACUUAAAAGUCUUAGUGAGACAAGAUGGGAAAGCAGAAUUAAAGCUAUAAGACCAUUACGCCUUAAUCUAAAGAACAUCAUUGACAGUUUAACUGAAUUAACGAAUGAUCCAACUCGAGACGUAAAAACAAAAAAUAUGGCUCAUUCAUUGGCACAAAAGAUAUCUUCUUUCAAAUUUAUAUGUUCUAUAAUUAUUUGGCACGAUUUGCUUUCAAAAAUAGAUAUUGUUAGUAAAAUGCUUCAAAACCCAAAAAUAAGCUUAGCCGAAUGUGUUCAUGCUUUACAAAAUCUCAAAAAUUACAUUAUUAAAAAAAGAAACGAUGAAUAUUUUAAUACGUUCAUUAGUAAUGCCGUUACAGAAGCUGAAAAAAUUAACGUACAACCAGAAUUUCCUAUAAUUCGCCAUAUAAAAAAGCCACGUCAAUUUUUCAACGAAAGCAAAGCUGAUUCGGUUGUAGAUCCUAAACAACGCUUUAAAAUACAUUUUUAUUUUCUCAUUUUAGAUCACAUAAGCAAUUCUCUUGAUCAAAGGUUUGAAUUAAUAAAUGAAUGUGAAUCUCUGUUUAGCUUUUUAUAUGAUUUCAAAAAAAUGGAUAAUGACGCCUUAAUGAAAUCAUGUAUGGAUUUGGAUGUAAAAUUCCAAUCAAAUGAAAAUAAUGUGUUAAAAAGGGAUUUUGAUGGUAUUCAGUUAUAUCAUGAAAUAAUGUCGUACCGGGAAAUUUUUCCUGACGCAUCGUUAUCGAACAAUCCCUUUCAAGUUUUACAAAGAAUCGUAGAUGCUGAUUUGUUAUCUUGUUUCCCAAAUCUUACUAUUGCAUUGAGAAUUUUUUUAACACUGCCAGUUUCCGUUGCGUCUGGCGAAAGAAGUUUCUCGAAACUUAAAAUAAUUAAAAAUUAUCUCCGAUCUACGAUGUCCCAGGAAAAACUAAGCAGUCUUGCACUUAUUUCUAUAGAACAUGAAAUAUCAGAAAGUAUAGACUUGUCAAAAAUAAUAGACGAAUUUGCGUCUCUAAAAGCCAGAAGAGUUAAUUUAAAAACGUUACAGUAA